GCAGUUGUUGAUGUUGUUGCGGAGUGUUGAAUGUUGGGAGUUUUUCAAGUAGAGCUUGUUAGCGUGUGCUGUGGCUGAAACAACAGCAUGGAAGCCUGUUAAGUGAUUACAAAUAAAAGGACUGAUACCGCAAGAACGUCUGGCUGUUUGUGUAGGAACGGAGAGUAUUACAAUACUUUCAGCUAGCAAAACCAUUCAGGUGUCAAAGUCUUCAGCAUAUUCAGGGCGAUCUUUCAGCAAUUCGCAUCCAGUUCUCUAGUUGGAAGAUGUAUCGGGCUGCGGAAAGACUCAAACUCCUGAUCAGUCAUCUUGAUCGAUCACCCUCUGCCAUAAGAUCUGCACAGACUUCUGCUCAAACCUUCACCUACACUCACCCCCAGAGACUGAGAUACACAUUUGAUACAGACCUGCUUACUCCAGAACAGCGACUCUUUUAUGAAGAAAAUGGCUUCAUUCUCAUCAAGAAUCUGGUGUCUGCUGAGGACAUUGAAAAAUUCAGGAAGGAGUUUGAGCGGAUCUGUCGACAGGAAGUGACGGUCCCAGGGCUGUUGGUUCUGAGGGAUGUGGCAAUUGCAAAGUCGGAGUUCAUUCCCGAUCAGAGCAUGGUCUCCAAAAUACAGGACUUCCAGGAAGAUCAUGAACUGUUCCGAUACUGUACCUUACCACAGAUCCUGGAAUAUGUGGAGUGUUUUACUGGACCGAACAUCAUGGCCAUGCACACUAUGCUGAUCAACAAACCUCCUGAUGCAGGCAAGAAGACAUCUCGUCACCCGAUGCAUCAGGAUCUGCAUUACUUCCCUUUCCGACCAGCCGAUCGGAUUGUCUGCUCUUGGACUGCAAUGGAGAAAAUGAACAGGCAGAAUGGCUGCCUGGUCGUUCUGCCAGGAACACACACCGGCACACUGCAGGAGCACGACUAUCCUGAGUGGGAGGGUGGUGUAAACAAGUUGUACCAUGGAGUGCGUAACUAUGACUCGCAGCACUCCAGGUUGUACCUUGAGAUGGAAAAGGGUGACACUGUCUUCUUCCAUCCGCUCCUCAUCCAUGGCUCUGGCAUGAAUCUGACUGAUGGCUUCCGCAAGUCCAUCUCCUGCCACUAUGCCAGUGCUGAUUGUUAUUACAUUGACGUGAAGGGAACCACACAGGAAAACAUUGAGAGAGAGGUGAUGGAAUUCGCAACCAAGAAGUAUGCUGUGGAUGACGAGUACACAUUCAAGGAUACUUGGGCUUUCCGAGGCCGUUUGGUGCAAGGUGAGAGGAUUUCAAUGUGAGGAUACAGCAGGUGUGCUUCAAAAGGCUGCUACUUCAACACAGUGUGACCAAUCACUGAGCUGAAAUAGAAAUAUUUGAAUACAGUGAUUGGAUAAGGAGCAACAAGGGAUGUUCACAGGGUAACAGAAGGUGUUCAGUUUUCCUUUUUGCUAAAGCAGAGUUGUUUUUUUUUACAAUGCAAUCCUUAAUUUCAUUUAGUUUGUGGAGGAAUGUAAUUUAUCGAUUACUCACAGUGGAACCUUGGACUGUGAGUAACCCGGUUUGCGAGUGUUUUGCAAGACAAGCACAAAAUUUUGAUUCGAUAUACGAGCAAGGUCUUGCAAUAUGAGUAGUACAUACGCUUUGUCUGCCAAGCAUCAUGUGACGUACAUCACAACUGACAUGAUUGUUCUCGUGCUUCACUCGUAUAGUCAAUAUCUAUACUGCAACAGUGGCCCCUCACACCAGCUACAAUUCUUUUCAAAGGUAAAGUGCAGGUUAAUUUGUUUUAUUUUUACUUUAUACUGUAUUUUGUAUUACUGUAAUAAUUUUUAUAUGGAUAACUGGGUGUUGAACGAAUUAUCUGAGUUUCCAUUUUUUCUUAUGGGGAAAUUCGCUUUGAUAUACGAGUGCUUUGGAUUAUGAAAACGUUGCUGAAACAAAUUCCACUCGCAAUCCAAGGUUCCACUGUAAUAUGAAUUAUGUGAACAUAUGCUAUAUGCAUAUUGUUCUAACAGACACCAAGUGCUGUUGAAAUGGUUACCUUAUAAGCAAUCUGAAAUUUUCUAAGCCUUUUGCUACAGCAGGUAGCAAAACAUGUAGAUGUAUCCUGAAAUGCCCAUUAAGCUGUUUAAAAUAAGUGUAGAGGAAAUUUUGAUUGCACUGAUAUGUAAACUGAUAUUAAUUAAGAAAAAUGUGAGUGAGGUU
Messenger RNA from Monopterus albus (swamp eel), 2178 nucleotides. RefSeq names its product phytanoyl-CoA 2-hydroxylase (gene phyh). The record is from RefSeq and is a predicted model, not a curated record. The transcript has 9 exons. Gene Ontology annotation, molecular function: phytanoyl-CoA dioxygenase activity. Lineage: Eukaryota; Metazoa; Chordata; Actinopteri; Synbranchiformes; Synbranchidae. Bases 267 to 1271 code for a protein of 334 amino acids. Gene Ontology annotation, biological process: fatty acid alpha-oxidation.